CAUAUGGGGACAUGGUGCCACAUGGGGACGUGGUGCCACUUGGGGACAUUUUGGGGUGCUGGGGGAAAUGGGGACAUGGUGCCAUAUGGGGGCAUGGAGCUGUAUGGGGCCAAGGUGCCAUAUGGGAACAUUUUGGGGUGCUGAGGAAAUGGGGACAUGGUGCCAUAUGGGGACACCUGGAGAACGUGGACAUCGGGGUGGUGGGGACAGCUGGGGGAAAUGGGGACGUGGUGCCAUAUGGGGACAUGGUGCCACUUGGGGACAUUUUGGGGUGCUGGGGGGAAAUGGGGACGUGGUGCCAUAUGGGGACAUGGUGCCACUUGGGGACACCUUGGGGUGCUGGGGGAAAUGGGGACGUGGUGCCAUAUAGGGACAUGGAGCUGUAUGGGGACACCUGGGGUAGAUGGGGACACGGUGCCAUAUGGGGACACCUGGGUGCCCCACGCUGGGCUGCAGGCACUGUGUGUCCCCCCCCCCUUUCUUGGUGUCCCCCCCAGAAGCCCUCUGCCAUCUGUGCCCACCUGGAGCUGUGCCCACGGCAGCCCAGGGGGGUCCCGGCUGCGUCCCCCCACAUCGGUGCCCUCCUGAAGGACGCGGCGCUGCCGGUGCCGCUGCCGCUGUGCUGGCUGUGCCGGACCUUCCUGGCCCGUGCCGAGGCUGCCGUCCCCAAGGAGGCGGUGGCGAAGGCGGUGUCCCAGCUGUGCCGGGCGCUGCCGCUGGUGGCCGCGGGCGCGUGCCAGUGCCUGGCGGAGCGAUACGCACAGCUGCUGCUGGAGAUGCUGCUGGGCCGCCUGGCACCGCGCCUGCUGUGCCGCCUGCUGCUGUCCUGCGGCCCCGACGACGGCGCUGCCGCCCUGCUGGCACCCAUGGGGGAACCGGCGAGCGUCCCGCCGAGUGCCGAUGGGCACCGGGACCCUGCUCUGUGGCAGGUGCUCGCCGAGCUGUCCCCAAACCUCAAGCUGUCCCCAAAGCCAGGGCUGUCCCCAAAGCCUGGACCCUGCGCCCUGGGCCCGGCCUACUGGUGCUCCAGUGCUGAGACUGCCCGGCGUUGUGAGGCUCAGCUGUACUGCCGGGACCGUGCCAGGCUGUAGGGGAUGGAAGGAGCGGCUGCAGCCCCAAAUAAAGCUUGGAUGCCAGCAGCACGGUGUCCCUGUGCCUCUUUUUGGGGGUAAGGGGAGCAAAUUGAGACCCAAAAAAAAGAGUAGAAAAGGUUUAAAGAACAGGCAGAAGGAAAAAAAAAAAAAAAA
Messenger RNA from Phasianus colchicus (ring-necked pheasant), 1247 nucleotides. The record is from RefSeq and is a predicted model, not a curated record. NCBI's taxonomy places the organism in Eukaryota, Metazoa, Chordata, Aves, Galliformes, Phasianidae.